Messenger RNA from Orbicella faveolata, 975 nucleotides. RefSeq names its product N-acylneuraminate-9-phosphatase-like. The record is from RefSeq and is a predicted model, not a curated record. Lineage: Eukaryota; Metazoa; Cnidaria; Anthozoa; Scleractinia; Merulinidae.
UAAGGGUGAAUGCAAGUGACUGAACGUGAAUGAGGGUGUAUGAAUGAUCGUGGAUGAGGCUAAACGAAGGUGAAUAAGAGGAAUGAAUGAAAACAAUGGGUGAACUAGGUAUUAUCAGCGGGAUUGGGUAUGGUCAGCGGUUUAUUAUCAAAAGGCUCGGAGCCAUUCCUACAAUUAAUGGCUAGUUGUAGACAGAGAGUGCAUGGCAUUUUGUUUGACUUUGACGACACGCUUGUCCCAACUCUGGAAGCUAAUCUGUAUGCCUUCAAUAAGGUAAAGGAUAAGCUGCUUGAAUACUUUGCUGCAAACGAUGCUGAGAACGUUGCUUCCAAAUACUAGACGCUAGUCACCAAGACACAUCGUUGGCCGCCCGAUUCUUCCAAACAUGGUUCUCAUGAAUGGCGUGUGAAAUUAUGGGAAAGUGCGCUUUCUAGUGAAGAAAAUACUUCCUCUUACGACAACGCGAAACCUUCAGCAGCUGAAAUGUAUGAGUUAUGGAGAUCGGCACGUCUAGAGAAAGUGGUGUUUACUGACGAAAUUACUUCGCUUUUACAAGAGCUCGCAAAAGACUACAAAGUCGCAAUUGUUACAAAUAGCGACUCGGUUAUCCAGCGAGAAAAGCUAGCUGCGUGUGGAGCUGAGAAAUUCUUCAAGACGAUCGUGAUAAGCGGUGAUCAAGGUCAUCCCAAACUCCAUGCUUCUAUUUUCCAUACUGCCUGCUCACUUAUCUCUGUUCGGCCCGAGAACUGUAUCAUUGUAGGAGACAGCUUGUCUCAUGAUGUACAGGGUGGUCAGAAUGCAGGUUUCAUGGCCACUGUUUGGAUCAAACUUGAAGGAAGCAGCUGCAAUGAAGGGGACCCACAACCUGAUUUUGUUGUAGCUUCUGUUUUGAAUUUGCCCGAGAUACUGGAUGAAUUAAAUUCUUAGUCCAUAGCUAGUCUGUAAAUGGAUUAAAAUGGACGAUCUUGAGUUGCA